This is a messenger RNA of Pestalotiopsis fici W106-1, 2088 nucleotides long. Its product is annotated as Acetolactate synthase catalytic subunit. Gene Ontology annotation, molecular function: thiamine pyrophosphate binding; acetolactate synthase activity; flavin adenine dinucleotide binding. Gene Ontology annotation, biological process: L-valine biosynthetic process. The transcript is spliced from 4 exons. Gene Ontology annotation, cellular component: acetolactate synthase complex; mitochondrion. Lineage: Eukaryota; Fungi; Ascomycota; Sordariomycetes; Amphisphaeriales; Sporocadaceae. Bases 1 to 2088 code for a protein of 695 amino acids. The record is from RefSeq and is a predicted model, not a curated record.
AUGCUCCGUACCCGCCAGGCCAGCCGAGCCGUCAAGGCUCUGGCUCAAAACUCGCGAUUCCAACAGCGGUCUUUCAGCACCUCGCCGGCGACUGCUGCUGCCAAGCUCACUCACAAGACUCCCGCUGGUACCAGGAAUCAGGCCACGUCGGCAACCUCUUCUCCCGUAGCAAGAGAAUCGCCCUCAAAGGCCUUUAACACGGCAGAUGCCAAGUCGCAAGGCCAUGUGCAACCUCUGGUCAACCCCAGACAACCAGAGAUGGAUGAGUCGUUCAUUGGCAAGACUGGUGGUGAAAUCUUCCACGAAAUGAUGCUGAGGCAAGGUGUCAAGCACAUCUUCGGAUAUCCUGGUGGUGCCAUUCUGCCCGUCUUCGACGCCAUCUACAACUCGAAACAUUUCGAUUUCAUCCUCCCGAAACACGAGCAAGGUGCUGGACACAUGGCUGAGGGUUACGCCAGAGCAUCUGGCAAGCCUGGUGUCGUUCUCGUCACCUCUGGCCCAGGUGCCACCAACGUCAUUACCCCCAUGCAGGAUGCCCUGUCUGACGGUACUCCCAUGGUUGUCUUCACCGGUCAGGUCGUCACCAGCGCCAUCGGUAGCGAUGCUUUCCAGGAGGCUGAUGUUAUUGGUAUCUCGAGAGCCUGCACCAAGUGGAACGUCAUGGUCAAGAACGUUGCCGAGCUUCCCCGGAGAAUCAACGAGGCUUUCGAGAUUGCCACCAGCGGUCGUCCCGGUCCCGUCCUGGUUGACCUGCCCAAGGAUGUCACCGCCGCCGUCUUGAGGAGAGCUAUCCCCACCGAGUCUGCUCUCCCCGCCCUUCCCAGCGCCGCCUCGCGCGCUGCCAUGGAGGUCACCCGCCGACAGAAUGCCGAGUCGAUUCGUCGCGUUGCCAACUUGAUCAACAACGCCAAGCAGCCCGUCAUCUAUGCUGGUCAGGGUAUCAUCUCCUCGCCCGAUGGCCCUGCUCUUCUCAAGGAGCUGGCUGACAAGUCGUCCAUUCCCGUCACAACCACCCUCCACGGCCUAGGUGCAUUUGACGAGCUCGACGAAAAGUCUCUGCACAUGCUGGGUAUGCACGGUUCCGCCUACGCCAACAUGGCUGUCCAGGAGGCCGACCUGAUCAUUGCCCUUGGAGGACGAUUCGACGACCGCGUCACUCUGAACAUUAACAAGUUUGCUCCUGGUGCCAAGGCCGCUGCUGCCGAGGGCCGCGGAGGUAUCGUCCACUUUGAGAUUAUGCCCAAGAACAUCAACAAGGUUGUUCAAGCCACCGAGGCCGUCGAGGGUGAUGUCUCCACCAACCUUAUUCAGCUCCUGCCCCAGGUUGAGAAGAAGGCCAUCUCGGAUCGUCAGGCAUGGUUCGAUAAGAUCAACGCCUGGAAGACUAAGUGGCCCCUUGGUGAUUACGAGAAGGCUGAGAGAGCCGGACUUAUCAAGCCCCAGACCCUCAUUGAGGAGCUCAGCAACCUGACCAACGACCGCAAGCACGAGACUAUUAUCUCAACUGGUGUCGGCCAGCACCAGAUGUGGACCGCCCAGCACUUCAGAUGGCGUCACCCCCGAACCAUGGUCACCUCCGGAGGUCUGGGAACCAUGGGUUACGGUCUGCCUGCUGCCAUUGGUGCCAAGGUUGCCCGUCCUGAUGCUCUCGUCAUUGACAUUGACGGUGAUGCCUCUUUCAACAUGACUCUGACCGAGCUGAGCACAGCAGCACAGUUCAACAUUGGCGUCAAGGUCAUUGUCCUGAACAAUGAGGAGCAGGGUAUGGUCACGCAAUGGCAGAACCUGUUCUACGAGGACCGCUACGCACACACUCACCAGAAGAACCCCGACUUCAUGAAGCUGGCUGAUGCUAUGGGCAUCCAGCACCGGAGACUCAUCAAGCCCGACGACACUGUCGAUGCCCUGAAGUGGCUCAUUGAGUCUGAUGGCCCCGCCCUGCUCGAGGUCAUCACCGACAAGAAGGUUCCCGUCCUGCCCAUGGUGCCCGCCGGCUGCGGUCUGCACGAGUUCUUGGUGUGGGACAGCGAGAAGGACAAGAAGCGAAGAGUGAUGAUGCGGGAGAGAACCGGUGGCCUCCACGGCUAA